AUGGAUUCGAGUUUGUACGCCGUUGAAGAAGAACACGACACGAUGUCAACUUUGUAUCCCGACGAUGAACCGGAAACCUUCAUAACCUUCGAGCCAAUCUACAGAGACAACCAACACACGGCCGACGAUUACGACAAGAAUCUCCGUAGAAACCCUAAAUUUCUGUUCGAUUUUGAAGUGCUUUACACGAGAGUCCCUGAACCAGAUUCAGACGGAGACGACGAUCUUGAUUUCGGCUACUUAGAAGAACGAACCGUUCAUCAGACUCGCGAGUUCGAUAAAGACUGGCUCAUCGGUGGCGAUAGGGAUCAGAUACAAGACACCGUGUGUCAGAUUCUCGAUAUGAUCCAAGUCCCUGCCUACAGAGAUAUCGUUCAUACGUUAACUUUGGAUAUCUUGGAUUUGAAGAAACUUGAGGCGUUGUCUGAUUCACCUGAGGUUGAAAGGGUAAGAGUGGAUAUUGAGGUGAUUGUCCGGAGGUUUCCCGAUGUAGCGGUGGCUCCGAAAAGCGAUGAAGCGGUGGAGAAACAGUUGCAACCAGAAAGAACCAGGAAUCGAAUAAUCAAUACAGUAUUAUAUAUCUUUAAUUUGAUCUAG
Messenger RNA from Microthlaspi erraticum, 597 nucleotides. The record is from the annotation of a GenBank genome assembly. NCBI's taxonomy places the organism in Eukaryota, Viridiplantae, Streptophyta, Magnoliopsida, Brassicales, Brassicaceae.